Molecule: messenger RNA, 2485 nt
Organism: Scleropages formosus (Asian bonytongue)
Lineage: Eukaryota; Metazoa; Chordata; Actinopteri; Osteoglossiformes; Osteoglossidae
Product: CDK5 and ABL1 enzyme substrate 2
Exons: 9
Coding region: 435-1772 (445 amino acids)
Biological process (GO): regulation of cell cycle
Source: RefSeq, a predicted model, not a curated record
UUAAGCUCCGGCUCCCUGCGACCCCGAAGCGGACAAGCGCUUCAGAAAAUUGCGUGUGUAAUUAAUGUCCAUUUUUAAUUGUCUGCUUUGUUACGGGGUAAACACGAACAUUUUAGUAUUCUGCUGUACGAGAAGCAGGUAUUCUGACAGGACGACAACCGGACCCUCACAGACCCGCAGCCCUGAGAAAUAAGACCGGUUUAUUACUUAAUAGAAGAGUCAUUCACACUUUAAAUCCGGAUACACGUUUAAGUGGAAAUGGUGCACUUAAUUAUCCAUUGGGAUUUAAACGUGCAACACCCAAUCAAAUCUCCCCAAAUGCACAAAUUAGCAUAAGAGCGCUGCCCGACCCAAUCAUCUUCCGGUGGGCGUGGCAAAGCUCUGGCACCCGGUAAAACGCUUUCGGUUUGUCUGCUCGGUCAGUUCCGUGAAGAAUGGCGUCGGAGGAGGCGACGGCGGGUGGUGGGGGGUCGGUGAGCCCUCCGUGCGGAGCCCUGCGUCCAGCCGGCGGCAGGCAGCCCAGGGAGCCCCGGCGGAGGGGUCGCGAUUCGCGUCGGCGCCAGGCGGCCCUCUUGUUCCUCAGCAACAUCUCCCUGGACGGCCGCCCCGUGGCGGGGAAGCCGGCGGCGGCGCGCGGCGAGCCGCAGUUCCGGGGUCCCGACGCGUCGGGGUCGCAGAUCGGGAUCGCGCCCGGCAGCCAGUCCGCGGUCCCGGGGGUCCCGGAGGUCUCGGGGGUCUCGGAGGUCUCGGAGGCGCCCGGAUCGCAACCGACCCCCCCGCUCCCGGCGCCGGAGCUCGGCUCGCAGCUCAGGUUACGGAGCCCAUCAGGUUCACCAGGGCCAAGGACAGUCAGGAAGGUGCACUUCAUCAAGAGCAUGAGGCAGUAUGACACUCGAGGAGGCAGGGUGGUACUGAUAUGCUCCAGGCGCUCCCUUUGUGCUGCCCUCUCCAUCCUCCCGUACGGACAGACCCCCCGCUGCAGUGACUCAAAGCUGGAAGCUGAACGACAGCGCCACCCUUCGGGGGGGGUCUCCGCCAGCCUGAAUGCGAGCCCCACGCUGGAGGGCGUGGAGCUGGGUGCGUACGGCAAGACGGUGUCCUAUGCCAAGUUCCUCCUGCCCACCAAUGCCCUCGUGAGGCCCAAGAGUGCCCCGGUGGACACGCCCCGCAGCCAGAGAGGCCACACCCCUGCCAGGCUCAGCUCUAUUGGACAGGACCCAGGUGGGGACGACCAGGUGGAGUACAACCCCAACCUGCUGAGCGACCCCCACUGGCCCUGUGGAAAGCACAAGCGGGUGCUCAUCUUCGCCUCCUACAUGACGACGGUGAUCGAGUACGUGAGGCCGUCGGACCUGAAGAAGGACAUGAACGAGACGUUCAGAGACAAGUUCCCUCACAUCAAGCUGACGCUGAGCAAGAUACGGAGUCUGAAGCGGGAGAUGCGCGCCGUGAGCGAGGAGUGUGGCCUGCAGCCCGUCACCGUGGCGAUGGCCUUCGCCUACUUCGAGAAGCUCGUGCUGCAGGGACGCCUCGACAAGCAGAACCGCAAGCUGGUGUCGGCCGUCUGCGUGCUGCUGGCCGCCAAGAUCAGCAGCGACCUGCGCAGGGGGGACGUGCGGCUGCUCAUUGACAAGCUGGAGGAGCGUUUCCGCAUCAGUCGCCGGGAGCUCGUCCCGCUCGAGUUCACGGUGCUCGUGGCCCUGGAGAUGGCGCUCUACCUGCCCGAGAGCAAAGUGUUGCCCCACUACCGGCGCCUUGUGCAGCAGCCCUGAGCCACGAAUUCGAACCCUCCCCUGUGACCAGGAAGUGGCUGGAGGGGGGGGGGCCCACCUCCCGCCUCUCCCCUGACGGCUGCAGAAACACGGCGGGUCGGAGACCUGCACCUUCACCCACAGGUUGUCCCUCUCUUAGCGGCGACAGCUGUCCUUACCCACAAUUCCUCAUCCGUUUCCUUCCUGUCACUUUUUGACCGAGCUCAGUGGGGUGGGAGCUGCGGUGAAGCUGUGGCUGACGAGGUCUGUGCUCUUAGGUACCUGGGGGGGCAGCUGCUCGAUGCUGUUAGACACUGUGUGUGUGUGUGUGUGUGUGUGUGUGUGUGUGUGUGUGUGUGAGAGAGAGAGAGACCUCACGAUGACAUCUUCUUCAGAGGAGUUUUGUAGACUCACGCUCUCUUUUUCUACGCUCUGUUGGGUGUCUUUUCGAUGCCGAAACAUCAUCGUCCUUCGCUGGUGUUUCUCCUCCUUUCGCUACGGAAGUGUGUGUCGCGAUCGAUUCGCCUUCGGGCACCGAGCGCACGAGGGCUCGGCGGGACGUCGAGCGCCGGUCGAGUGUCCGACUGAGGCUGCAAUAACGCAACUCUUGUGCCAAGUACUUUCCCUCAGGUUUUGUUCUCAUCAUUUUCGAUAUUUAUCUUUGAAUCUCUUUAAUGUUACUGUGUUUCUUUCUACUUUUGUAAUAUUCAUAACGUGUGUGUGUGUGUGUGGUG